AGAGCCCUUCGCUCUGAAGUCUAAUCUGAGGCUCUCCCAUCAGAGCUGUCCUACUGCAGCACUGCAUCGCUGUUGCACUUCCCCCCCUCAGUGACGUCACACACGAGAACUCAUCCAGGGGGCGUGUCCAACAGAAAUCCCCAGCCAGGCACAGAUGUAGCUGCAGCUCUGCGAGAGGGACAGGCUGGGAGGGAGGAAGAGUUCGGACACACUGCAGAGGGAGCGCAACUAUGGGGAACGCACAGGAGAAGCCCCCGGGCAGCGGAGGAGGGGCAGGUAGAUCGGAUCAGGCCACAGCAGGGAGCGGGACGAGAAGCCGGGGUGGAGGGAGCGUGGAGAAGCCCCAGACUCACAGAGCUCCAGAGAAGGGGGUGGCCAAUGGCAGGGAAAGCAGCCCAGUGGGUGGACAAGAGGAGCAGAGCAGCCCUGCAGUGGACACAAGUUACCUGGACGCCCCUGCCGGGGCCCUUCCCCCUCACCUGGCCCGGCUCAAGAAUGAAGGGAACCAUCUCUUCAAACAUGGCCAGUUUGGGGACGCCUUGGAAAAGUACACACAGGCCAUUGAUGGAUGUGCUGAAGCAGGCACUGACAGUCCAGAAGACCUGUGUAUUCUCUACUCCAACAGAGCAGCCUGUUACCUGAAGGAUGGAAACAGCACAGACUGCAUACAGGACUGUACCAAGGCUUUGGAGCUGCAGCCCUACUCCUUGAAGCCCCUGCUGCGCAGAGCCGUGGCCUAUGAGUCACUUGAGCGCUACAGAAAGGCCUACGUGGAUUAUAAGACCGUCCUGCAGAUAGACACCGGGGUGCAGGCGGCUCACGACAGCGUCCACAGGAUCACCAAGCUGCUCAUUGAGCAGGACGGGCCAGGCUGGAGAGAGAAUCUUCCAGAGAUUCCCGUCGUCCCUCUGUCCGUCCAGCAGCAGCACAGAGACAGACCGGUCAGCGCCGAAGUGGCUCAAGCCCGAGCCGCCAGGGCUGCUCAGGAGGAAGCCAGAAGAAAAGAGGCCCGCUGUACUUUACUGAAACGGGAAGGCAACGAUCUGGUCAAGAAAGGCCACUUCCAGGAGGCGCUGCAGAAGUACAGUGAAUGUCUCCCCCUGAAACCUGACGAAUGUGCUCUCUACACAAACAGAGCCAUUUGCUUCCUGAAGCUGAAUCGCUUUGAAGAGGCCAAGCAGGACUGUGACUCCGCACUGCAGCUGGAGCCGAGCAACAAGAAAGCCUUCUACAGACGAGCCCUGGCUUAUAAGGGUUUACAGGACUACCUGUCGGCCAGCAGUGACCUCCAGGAAGUCCUCCAGCUGGACCCCAACGUUCGAGAGGCUGAGCAGGAGCUUGAGGUGGUGACGGGCUUGCUGAGACAGAGCCUGAUGGACAGCACUGCACACACACCGAAGGUUUGAUGUUUGUGGAGCAAUAUGGAGGCGGGGGAAUGAAACAGGUGUGGACACAUUCUGUACUGUCGCACUUAUGGAGGAAAAAGGACUCUCAAAGACGUCCGCCGUAGUAAGACUUGUAAAAAUGGAAAUGGCUGGC
Molecule: messenger RNA, 1539 nt
Organism: Chelmon rostratus (copperband butterflyfish)
Lineage: Eukaryota; Metazoa; Chordata; Actinopteri; Chaetodontiformes; Chaetodontidae
Gene: spag1a
Product: sperm associated antigen 1a
Exons: 8
Coding region: 231-1406 (391 amino acids)
Biological process (GO): axonemal dynein complex assembly
Cellular component (GO): cytosol
Molecular function (GO): protein binding
Source: RefSeq, a predicted model, not a curated record